Messenger RNA from Pocillopora verrucosa, 1893 nucleotides. Its product is annotated as cyclic GMP-AMP phosphodiesterase SMPDL3A. The record is from RefSeq and is a predicted model, not a curated record. Gene Ontology annotation, molecular function: phosphoric diester hydrolase activity. Lineage: Eukaryota; Metazoa; Cnidaria; Anthozoa; Scleractinia; Pocilloporidae.
AGAAAAUCAUGCAAUCAUUGCAAUCUUUUAGCGGAAACGCGCCCAGAACCUGUUAGUUAACGUCGAAGCAAGGUUGAUUUGUCUGUUGAAAGGAGUUUCAUGUAGCCUGUUGUCAUGGCAGUGAGUUACACUCGGAACAUGUCUAAUUCCAGUCUCACCAGCAUAGAGGCUCGUGAUUUGGAUGAGCGUAAAAGAUGGAAGAAGAAGACAAUCAAAGCAAGAAUCCUAAUUGGAGUUUUAACUGUUAUCUGCAGUAUACUCAUCGUGAUAUUAAUUGUAACCUAUGAGAGUGGUCAUAAAAAUACAGAAUGCACAGAAAAGCAGAAUGGAAAAGCUGUCAAUAACAACAUUAUUAAGUUUGUCCACAUUUCGGAUAUACAUUAUGAUCCUUUUUAUGACAAGAAUACACCCCAAAGAUCUUUUUGCCGACCAGAACUUUCAAAUAGUACAUCAAAUUACACAGCACAAUAUGGAAGGAUUGGCUGUGAUUCACCAAUUGAUCUUGUGGAAAAUUCCUUGGAUGCCAUGCAGAAUGUAAGCAAGAUUGAGAAUGUUAGCUUCAUUUUGUUAACAGGUGACUUGUCAGGUCAUGGCAUGUGGACAUCUUAUGCUGGUCCACAUAAAGUUUUGGAUAACAUCGCUGAAGUUAGUAACAAAGCACAUUCAAGGUUUCCAAAUAUUCCCAUCUUCCCAGUGGUUGGGAAUAAUGAUCUGCCAGGACAUUAUGUUUUACCAAACUCCAGUGACUGGUAUAAAGAGCUUUUGAAUUCUUGGGCUCCAUUGAUUUUGUGCUCCUCAUGCCCCAAUGACAUGACAAAGCCAACUACAAGGACUGUUUUAGAAGAGAGUUUUUUAAAGGGAGGAUACUACAAUGCCAGCAUUGCAGGUGGCAAGAUUGUGUUAUUAGUCUUAAACAGCCUUUACUGGUCUGUAGAAGUGAAUCACAAUCCAGAAAUCCUUCAAAAGGCUGUCCAGCAGUUAACAUGGCUGGAAACCCAGUUAGAAAUUGCAGCAAUGAGAGGAAAAAAGGUGAUACUGGUAUCUCACAUUCCUGCAGGAAUUGAUACUUACGACGGAAAAUCCUACUGGUUCAGUAACUACACAAAUACAUAUGUGAGCCUUGUGGCCAAAAAGUACAGUUACUUAGUGACUGCCCAGUUCUUUGCUCAUACACACAAAGACGAUUUCCGUCUUCAGCUGUCUAUGACAGAAACCGGUGACACUCAGCAAGAAGCACCGAAGUCGUUUGUGCUUCUUGCACCCGCCAUAUCUCCUGUCUACCAUAACAACCCAGCAUUUAGAGUAGUGUCGCUAGAAACAGACCAACUUGUCCUGCUGGAUUACACACAGUACUACAUGGACUUAGUCAUGGCUACAGAAUUCUCAAAUCCGAUUUGGCAACUGGACUACACUUUUAGUCAGAAGUACCCAUCAGAAAAUAAGUUUCUCGACGCCAACAGAAUCUAUGAACUGAAUGAAGAACUUAUAAACCAAACUAGUAACAAGUUCUGGAAGGGAUACGUGUUCUCGCGCGAGACAAACUACCAGCCGGUGCCGUAUUCAAGAUUUCAACUUUUCUGUGGAAUGCGGCUUGUUUACAAAGAGGAUUUCAACAGAUGUAUUGAACAGUAUAAUGUCCCCGGUGGCUAGGGAAAUUUAAUGAUGUUUAAAAUGUUAGGGCAUUUUUAAGAUAAUUUAUAAUUUCAUUGCCUUUUCUUUACUUCCCUCUGAAAUUGGUAAAGAAAACCUGCGCCAUCCUCUGAACAAAUCAGAUGCAAAAUUAAUCGCAAGUUGCCCAAUCGCGUUUUCCCGCGCUCCGGAAAUUGGCUUGAUUUUACUUCGAGUUCUCAUUGGCUCACUCUCAUUUUCGCGCGCUCUGUGAAGUUUGCUUCU